CUUGCUGACAUUCUUUCUCUUCCUUUCCUCCUUCUCUCCUUUCCUUCCAUGUCUCUAAGUCUGUAAUUCUCUUCCUCCUUCUCCUCUCUUCCUUCCUUUCUUUCCUUUCUUCUUCCUGUUUUGUUCUUCUUUACUUCUUUCCUCGUGUUGCCUCCCUUCUCAACUUCUUUUCUCUUUUUUUUCUUUUUUUUUUUCUUUCGUGUUUUAGUCAUUACUCGUCUCUUUCAUCUCCUUCUCUUCCUUCCUUCCUUCUUUUCGUUCCUUCUUUCCUUCCUUUUAAAAUCUGAAGUUGUAUAUAUCUAAUCCUUCCUUGUCUCUCUUCCUUCAUUCCUUCCUUCUUUCCUUCUUUCCUUCGUGUAGUCGUUUCUGUCAUCUCCGUCCUUCAUUCUCUUCCUUCAUUCAUUUAUUCUCUUCCUUCCUUCCUUCCUUCUUUACUUCCUUCCUUUCGUGAACCCAAAACUCUACCUCUUUAACAUCUUUCUUCUCUCUCUCCCUUUCCUUCCUUCCUUCCUUCCUUCCUUCCUUCCUCCAAGACGACCAGCAAAAACACGACUUCACACACGAGUGGAGGUUGAUGCCGUAGAGUCAUGGGCGAGGGAAGAUGUGAGGGAGUGACCACCUCCCUCCACAGCCUCCUCCUCCCCCUCCUCCUCCUCUCCUCCCUCCACCUCCCCGCCUCACCCGCCGCCGCGCAACAGGCUGAGGAGGGUCGUUUUCUUAGCGGCAUCCUCUCGUUGCCAGACUAUUGCCAGCAUGACGGGAUCCAGGCGGCCUGCUCGUUCAUCCUCACCUGCAUCGUCAGAGGAGGCACCCCCAUCAACAAGUGUGGCGGUGGGUACAUCUACACUUGCUGCGUCCCCACCGUCGCCAGCGUGAGGUCUGAUGCCAUCCGUAACAUCAACCUCUUCAGCAGGCAACCCCCGCCGCUGCCCAGUGCCCAAGCUCUCGUAAACAGGCCGUUUGCUCGCCCAAGGUUACCUCUGCACCGUCGCCCGAGACCUUAUUUUAGACCACGACCUUGGGGCCUAAACCGCAUCCCAGUGCGGGAAGAGGCCGCGGGCAUUCCCCUGGACACGCAGCUUCAGCAACAACUUCUUCUCCUACAACAACAACAACAGCUACAGCAGGUCCAGGGCGCCGCUGUCGAGCCCAACUUGCAGCUCUCCGCAGGUGUUAACGAACCAGGCUGCGGCACCCCGAGAAUAGCUCAGUUUGCCAAAAGAAUCAUAGGCGGGGACGAGGCCAGCUUCGGAGAGUUCCCGUGGCAAGCGCACAUCCGCAUCUCCGGCUACCAGUGCGGCGGAGUCCUGGUCAACCACUUCUUCGUGGCGACGGCGGCUCACUGCGUCCACAAGGCGCGACUCAACCAGAUCACCGUCCAUCUCGGGGAGUUCGACACCAAGGACACGGGCGUGCACGAGGAGCCGCUGCCCAAGGAGACAUUCACGGUGCUGGAGAAGAGGAUCCACCCGAUGUUCAAGUACAUGCUGACCCAACCUGACAGGUACGACAUCGCGGUGCUUCGUCUCAACCGCCCCGUCGUGUACCGCGCCAACAUCCUGCCCAUCUGCUUGCCCGGCCCCAACGAUGACUUCACCAACGACGUGGGCAUCGUGGCGGGCUGGGGCAAGACCGACAACUCGUUCGGUAAGACCGGCACCAACAUCCUGCGCAAGGUGGCCGUGCCCGUCAUCAGCAACGAGGACUGCCUGGCCUGGCACCACCACAAGGGCAUCGACGUCAAGCUGCACUUCGAGAUGUUCUGCGCCGGACACGCCCAGGGCAAGAUGGACGCCUGCCUGGGUGACUCGGGCGGGCCGCUGGUUGUGGAGAAGGAGGGCCGGUGGGUGCUGGCGGGCAUCACCUCAGCGGGCUUCGGGUGCGCCGUGGACCACCAGCCCGGCAUCUAUCACAAGGUGUCCGUCACGUCGGGCUGGGUGGCGGGCAGCGUACGGACGUGAGGCGGCUAGGUGAUAGGAAGGACUUUAUGUUACUCUUUGCAGCUACACGUGGAUAUUGCAGCUAAGUGGAGAAGUAGUGGAAGAAAGUGAAGUAGAGGGAGAAUGUGUUUGUGUUGAAGUGGAGUAAGGAAAGUAGAAAAGUAGACGAAGGAUGUAUUUGCAAGUUAAGUGGAAAAGUAGAGACAGUGAGUGGAAAUGUAGUGGAAGAAUGUAUUUGUAUUGUAUUGGAGAAGUAGAGGAAGGAAGUGGAAAAGUAAAAAAAAGUAAGUGGAAGAGUAGAGAAAGAAUGUAUUGAAGUGGAAAAGUAGAGGAAGAAUGUAUUUGUAUUGCAGUGAAGUAGAGGAAGUAAGUGGAAAAGUAAAGAAAGUAAGUGGAAGAGUAGAGAAGAAAUGAUUGAAGUGGAGAAGUAGAAGGGGAAUGUAUUUGCAGUAAAGGGAAAGAGUAGAGAAAAAAAAUGUAUUUGAAUUGAAGUGAAGUAGUAGAGAAAGAAUGUAUUUUGCAGCUAAGUGGAAAGUAGAGAAAAGAAUGUAUUUGUAUUGGUUUGCAGUUCAGUAGAGAAAUAUUGGAAGGUUGUAUUAGGAGCUCCAUUGAUUUGCAGCCAGGUGGAGAAGUAUACGUUGAGGGGAAGAAUGUGUAUUGGGUGAGCAGGAGUGAGAAAGGGUUGAAGAAAGGUCUUUGUUUGACGUCUGUGUGUGCUACAGAGAUAAUUUGUAGUUGUGUAGAUCUGUAGCUCAUAUGAAGAGAAUGAAGGAGAGGGCGAGAAGUGAAAUACGAGGAUGAAAAGAUUGAGGGAAUGGGUAAAGGAAGGUGCUGGUGGUGGUAGUCGUUUGUGUUAGAAAGAGAUUUGCGGCUAAGAGGAUGAAGGAGAGAAAAAAUGAAGAAGCGAGAGAGAGAAAAGGAAAUAAGAAGACAAAGAUUGAUACAGACUCUGAAGGAAUUCGUCCAAGUGAAACGAGAACGAGCUCCGAGAGACAACAUGAGCCAAGCAAAGAUAGCGCCACUAUAAAACACUUACCUGCGCCAUGACGGGCUGGGGUCGACUACCAUCCAGGCCCCUCAAGAAAGCAUACCGGCGCUAUAGGUUGACACGUAAAAAAAAAGAGAUGCAGAAGAGAUAAAGGCGUGUCUGCGGUUUAGAGUGCAUGAAUUUGCAGCUAGACGGAAGACAAGGAAAAAGAAACAAAGUAAUGAAGGGAAGAGAAAAGAGAGAGAAUAUGAAGGUACUGAGUAACAGAUAAGAAAGAGGCGUUUGUGUGUGCUAGAGAGAGCUCAUAAAUAUGCAGCAAAAUGAAAAAAAGAUGAAUGAGAAAUUAACAAAGUAA
Molecule: messenger RNA, 3283 nt
Organism: Eriocheir sinensis (Chinese mitten crab)
Lineage: Eukaryota; Metazoa; Arthropoda; Malacostraca; Decapoda; Varunidae
Product: serine protease 27-like
Exons: 11
Coding region: 588-1961 (457 amino acids)
Biological process (GO): proteolysis
Molecular function (GO): serine-type endopeptidase activity
Source: RefSeq, a predicted model, not a curated record